Tachyglossus aculeatus (Australian echidna) is the source of this 1053-nucleotide messenger RNA. RefSeq lists its product as uncharacterized. NCBI's taxonomy places the organism in Eukaryota, Metazoa, Chordata, Mammalia, Monotremata, Tachyglossidae. The record is from RefSeq and is a predicted model, not a curated record. The transcript is spliced from 6 exons. Bases 1 to 1053 code for a protein of 350 amino acids.
AUGCCACCCUGCGCCGUGGGACUAUACCUUUGCUGCUACCAGCAUCUUUCCAUCGAACCCUCCUCACCCUCCAGUUGGUCGGCUUCUGCUGACGUCCGAGACUGCAGCUCUUCCAGUGCUGAGGAUGCUUGCUGGAUGGGGCGCUCCCGGAAGGAGGCAGUGAAGUCUCUGAAAUAUAGCAACCUGGGUUUCAGCACAGACGACACCAACAUUUUCAUAAGCACCUUUUCAUCGAACCCUCCUCACCCUCCAGUUGGUUGGUUUCUGCUGAUGUCCGAGACUGCAGCUCUGCCAGUGGUGAGGAUGCUCGCUGGAUGGGGCGCUCCCGGAAGGAGGCAGGUGAAGUCUCUGAAAUAUAUCAACCUGGGUUUCAGCACGGACUAUACCUACGUUUUCAUAAGAUACCUUUGCUGCUACCAGCAUCUUUUCAUCGAACCCUCCUCACCCUCCAGUUGGUCGGCUUCGGCUGACGUCCGAGACUGCUGCUCUGCCAGUGCUGAGGAAGCUUGCUGGAUGGGGCGCUCCCGGAAGGAGGCAGUGAAGUCUCUGAAAUAUAGCAACCUGAGUUUCAGCACAGACGACACCAACAUUUUCAUAAGCACCUUUUCAUCGAACCCUCCUCACCCUCCAGUUGGUUGGUUUCUGCUGAUGUCCGAGACUGCAGCUCUGCCAGUGGUGAGGAUGCUCGCUGGAUGGGGCGCUCCCGGAAGGAGGCAGGUGAAGUCUCUGAAAUAUAUCAACCUGGGUUUCAGCACGGACUAUACCUACGUUUUCAUAAGAUACCUUUGCUGUUACCAGCAUCUUUUCAUCGAACCCUCCUCACCCUCCAGUUGGUCGGCUUCUGCUGACGUCCGAGAUUGCAGCUCUGCCAGAGGUGAGGAUGCUUGCUGGAUGGGGCGCUCCCGGACGGAGGCAGUGAAGUCUCUGAAAUAUAGCAACCUGGGUUUCAGCACAGACGAUACCAACAUUUUCAUAAGGUACAGCGGGAAUCCUUUUCCUGAUUUCCGUCCAUCCAGAGGAUGGACAAGAAUGUUUUCUCUCUGCUUCAACUAA